GUCGCAGCAGGAGCCGGGCGCCCUGGCUUUACCUUGACACUGGCCCCCAGCCUGGGAAACCAACGCUUAACCUCAGUCUUUGCCCAGCCAGGCCAGGCUGUCCCCCCACCACCCCCAGUUGCUGCCUUAGCCUGCUCCGGGGUGAGCACCGGGGGCUUAGGCCAGCUGGGCCACCUCCCUCCCUGCCCACUUGCCUGCCCAGAGCAGCUUCCCAGCACAGCGGAGGUGACAGGGAAGCUUCGGCAUCUCCCUGCAUGCAGCUUUGUUCUGCUUUCCCUGCCCAUGCAGGUCGCUGCUGCCAGCCGUGGGUGCCGGGGUACCGACAGCUUUCGCACUAAAUGGCCCGGGCAGAGCGUGCAGACGCCUGUUAACUGUGCUGGGCCAGACGGCAGCUCUGCCAGGCUGGCAGUGCUCCCAGAGCAAGACGGGGCCCCCCUCGACACUGGGCAAGGGGUGGGCAUGUGCCAGCUCUCAGCUUGGCACCACUCCCACAGCGCAUGGCACCGAGCCACGCUCCCUCCCUCUCUGGUGGCAGAGAUGCUUCAGCACACGUCUGUGUGCACUGGGGCUGGCACCAGCGUGGCUGCCGGCUGGGCACCUGCCCGGUCACCACAGGGGCUGUGGAAGGGACAUCCCCUCCAUGUGCCGUGUCACCCCACAGAUUGCGGUUUGGCUCCUGGGGAAGAUGUGGGGCGCUUUAGGCAGCAGAUUAUCCCCUCCUUUGGAGCGAGGCAGUGCUGGGGGGAGCCAUGUAACUCGGGCACCCACCUCGUUUCUGCCGUGUCCUGUCUCGGUAAGGGAGCCAGUCCACAGGCUGGAGCCAGGGGUCAGGCCAUGCUCUUGCCACUCUCUCUCCCCUGUAGACCCUUGCUGGGGGCUACCCCACGCCGGGCACUAUUGGGGCUGGGGAGGGGGCAGGCAGAUGCUUGUAGUGCCCCAGCUGGCUCGGCCCCCCCUCUCAUGGGGCCUCUGACCAGCUGCCCCAUCCUGGAGACCCCCUGCCCUGGUGCUGCGGGUUGAGGUCUUGGUUACAUCCCCUGGGGCACUGGUUCUGGCACUGCCCCCUGCUCUCAUAGGAGUGAGGCGUGAGGCCCCGUCCUGUGCCAGGACAGCAUUGCCCAGUCUUCUUCAGCCAGGCAGUGGGGCGGGGACCCCCAGCAUCCCUGUGCCUGGCAGCCUCCCUCACUGCUGCUGGUGAGCGCCGGCCUGGGCUCUGCCAUAGGCUUCAUCCCACUGGUGUUAGCAGAGCGGCCACCCGGCCCUGCUGCGGGGCUCACGGGCUGCAGUUUGCUUUUCCCCCCUGGUUUGUUGGUGUUUGGGGUUGCAGCAGUGUGCAGUGCCUGGACUGGACUGACCCGGGCACAGGGUCUGCAAGUAACGUUAAAUAAAAGCACCUGAAAAAGAGCCAGCACCAUGCUUCCUGUGCGGGGGCUGCGCCGUGCCAGGGCUGGGACACUCCGCCCUGCCAGGGGGAUGCUGCACCCCAUCACCAGGCACCCGGUGCCCUGUCUCCUGCCUCUACUGCGGCCGGACAGUCUGUUUGCAAUCAGCAUUGGAGUUGUGUGCGGCCGGGCCCAGCGCCAGACCAGCGCAUUGAAAAGGAAAAGCAGGAGCCGCACGGAGCCAGAGCUGGGGGAGCCGAGCUGGGACAGCAAGAGCCCGGGGAGCCAGAGCCAGGGGAGCCAGAGCUGGGACAGCAGAGCCGGGACAGUGGCUGCUGCAUCUGCACGGGCAGGAGCUCGGCACAGCAGAGCCAUGUCGCGGCUUCUCCCCUUCCUGCUCCUUGUGGCUCUGGGCUGUGCCGCCAAGCUGAAGCCGCGGCCAGUGGUGUGGGAUGACAGAGCGGACGCCCAGAAGGUGCCGGUGAAGGGCUGCGCCAACCUGACACUGGUGCUGGAUAACUGGAAGUUUGCCAUCACCUCCCAGAUGAGGAACCUGCUGCUCUUCGACCACCAGACCGUGCUGCCCGACUACGGGAGGAUCCGAUCGCUGUCGGGGGCCCUGGACGAGCUGUACCGGGACUUCAGCGCCCUGAAGGAGCAGCUGGGGCGGCUCUCGGCGCGCUUCGCCGAGGCGGAGGCCUUGGUGGACCAGCUGAGGCGGGGCCGCGGCCCCGGAGCCCCCCCGCAGCGCCGGGGGCUGCCCCAGCCCGCCCGCAGGCCCCCCGACCCCCCGCAGCAGCCGCACCGGGCCCCGGCGCGGGGGGGCACAGCACGGUGGGCGUCAGCUUGAGGGGCCUUACCAAGCCGGGGGGUCCCAGCAGCUGCACCCACCGGCGGGGCCGGGGGGGGCGGAGGGCAGGCCCGUGCGGUGCGGUAGGGCCCCGACCCCCAUUCGCUAUUAAUAAAGCCGCUACCAUUA
This is a messenger RNA of Falco peregrinus (peregrine falcon), 2361 nucleotides long. RefSeq lists its product as uncharacterized. The record is from RefSeq and is a predicted model, not a curated record. Bases 1414 to 2232 code for a protein of 272 amino acids. The transcript has 4 exons. NCBI's taxonomy places the organism in Eukaryota, Metazoa, Chordata, Aves, Falconiformes, Falconidae.